This is a messenger RNA of Knipowitschia caucasica, 909 nucleotides long. The record is from the annotation of a GenBank genome assembly. Lineage: Eukaryota; Metazoa; Chordata; Actinopteri; Gobiiformes; Gobiidae.
AUGGAAGAGCUCACCGCGUUUGUGUCCAAGUCUUUCGAUCAGAAAGUGAAGGAAAAGAAGGAGGUGAUCACGUACAGGGAGGUGCUGGAGACCGGCUCGGCGCGGGCAGGGAGCAGGGAGUCUUUAACACUUGAGCCCGGGAGUCGAGAAGAAGCGCUUGGAGCAGUAGUCAACCGAAACGUCGCACUCUCACCAGGAAGAGAAACGGAAAUGCUCGGGCAAGAAAGAAUCAGGGACACGGCGAGCCCUAAACUCAUUGACGGCAACACGGAUGUUAAGGACAGAAAAGAGGACUCCAAACCCAUCGAGGACGAGACACAGACAAAAAUAAAACAGAGAAGAAGUCGGACUAACUUCACUUUAGAACAACUAAACGAACUGGAGCGACUGUUCGAUGAAACGCACUAUCCAGACGCGUUCAUGCGGGAGGAGCUGAGCCAGCGGCUUGGACUAUCAGAGGCCCGGGUACAGGUUUGGUUCCAGAACAGACGAGCCAAAUGCAGAAAACAGGAAAAUCAGCUUCAUAAAGGAGUCCUGAUUGGAGCAGCGAAUCAGUUUGAAGCCUGCCGCGUAGCACCGUAUGUCAACGUCGGGGCUUUACGGAUGCCAUUCCAACAGGAUAGUCAUUGCAACGUGCCGCCCUUCUCCUUUCAGGUGCAGGCGCAACUGCAGCUGGACAGUGCCGUAGCCCACGCACAACACCACCUGCACUCUCACCUGGCCGCGCAUGCGCCUUACAUGAUGUUCCCUGCACCCCCGUUUGGACUGCCCUUGGCCACGCUGGCAGAGUCGGCCUCUGCGGCCUCCGUAGUGGCCGCUGCCGCCGCAGCCAAGAACACCAGCAAAAACUCAAGCAUCGCAGAUCUGAGGCUCAAGGCCAAAAAGCACGCGGCUGCACUGGGACUGUGA